Molecule: messenger RNA, 1516 nt
Organism: Panicum virgatum (switchgrass)
Lineage: Eukaryota; Viridiplantae; Streptophyta; Magnoliopsida; Poales; Poaceae
Exons: 3
Coding region: 565-1371 (268 amino acids)
Source: RefSeq, a predicted model, not a curated record
GGAGAAGAAGUACAAAGUUCAUACAGGUUGUGAUUACAUAAAUAACUAAAUGACUCAUACUCUUAGAAACGGAAAUCAUUAUGAAACUACAUUAUUCACCCGAAGCUCACAAGCCUGCUGCCGGAGCGCCAUCUCCUCCUUGAUGAGCCCCAGAAUUCUUUGCGGUGCCUGAACGACUCCCUGAAAGAUGCGCCUAUUCCGCUCAUUCCAAAUGUUCCACGCCGUGUAGAUUAGUAUAGCUGCAACCCGGUUCCUUUUUGCUGCGUCAGGCAUUGCGAAUGCCCUGGCAGAACAAGAUUGAGUACAAAUUUCCAUGUUCACUAUUAUCUAGCGAGAGAGGAAGCUCAAUGCACUCCUUUUCCCCAAGUAACUGUGCUUUCCAUCCUGCACUUGAAGUGCGUGUGUUUGAGUUAUGUCCACAUUACCGGGGAGGAACUAUGUGGCUUUCUGUCCAAAUCUUUGGCCUUGGAGCAAUUGAACCUUUUUGAGUGCAGUGAUAUAGUUUGUUUGAAGAUACCUUCUGUGCUGUUACAGCUUAAUUUCCUACAGGUGCAAGAAUGUGUUAUGCUUGAGUUGAUUGAAAGCGAUGCGCCAAAUCUUUCUCUGUUCUGUUAUACAGGACACCCAAUCCAUCUCUCACUUGGAUAUCCGUUGAGACUGAGGCACAUACAGAUGAAUUCUGGUGAGUCUAACAUGCUAUAUUGCGCCAGUGCCAAGCUUCCGUCCGUUGCACCAAACUUGCAAACUCUUUUUCUGACAUCCCGUUAUGAGAUUGUCAAUACGCCCAUGGUGCUUGGAAAGUUCACACAUCUCAAGUACCUGGAGAUAGUGCUUCUCCAACCAAAUCAAUCACAAGACUAUGAUUUUUGUUCUCUAGCCUCUUUUCUUGAUGGUUCACCUUCUUUGGAAACCUUCAUCUUACGUGUAAGCCAUUAUCCUCUCGAAGCUAUCAACAGCAAAAUAAUAGUUACUGAUCCUAUGCAGAUAGAAUUUCUAGCUAUCAGGCAUGAUUCAAUUCUUGAAUAUCCUGAUUAUAGCUUGUUGCAUCCAAGGCGCCUUCCACAACAGAGACAUGACAACCUAAAAAAUGUGUUGAUCACAGGUUUUUGCUCUGCAAAGAGUAUGGUUGAGCUUACAAAUCAUAUUCUUGGGAAUGCUCCAGCCCUAGAGUACCUCACGUUAGACACCAGCCGUGGCCAUGAAAGAAUGAUAGGCAAGUCGAUCAUAUGCAAGCAUGUGUCUGAGGAGGUUCUCGUUGAAGUCCAAAGAGCUCGCUUGGCUAUCGCGCGGUACGUGGAGGGGAAUGUGCCCUCGACUGUUAACCUGAAGCUCAUUGAGCCCUGCAGCAAAUGCCUGUCCUAUCGGGUCUAGAUGUUUGUAAGUUGGUAAAAUCUACCUUGCUCAUUUAAUCCUCUGUUCUUUUGCUGGGAGUGACUACGUAUCACUCUAGUGAUUUUUUAUUUGAGUUUCAAUCGAUUUUUUAAACCAAUCCAAUCAUGCCACGUAUAGCAGAGGA